This is a messenger RNA of Molossus molossus (Pallas's mastiff bat), 2876 nucleotides long. It is a transcript of the gene PVRIG, whose product is annotated as PVR related immunoglobulin domain containing. The transcript is spliced from 5 exons. NCBI's taxonomy places the organism in Eukaryota, Metazoa, Chordata, Mammalia, Chiroptera, Molossidae. The record is from RefSeq and is a predicted model, not a curated record. The coding region runs from base 75 to 983 and encodes 302 amino acids. Gene Ontology annotation, cellular component: plasma membrane. Gene Ontology annotation, molecular function: signaling receptor activity. Gene Ontology annotation, biological process: negative regulation of T cell receptor signaling pathway.
UCCUGUGAUGAGAGCGGAAACACAGGUGCUAUCCCCACCACAACAGCCCCCAGAGCCUGGGCCAGAGAGGAGUCAUGGACAGGUCCCAGGCUCUGGUCCUGCUCUUGGCACUGCUGACACUCUGCAUCACUGCUGGGACACCUGAGGUAUGGGUGCAAGUUCAGAUGGAGACCACCAAGUCCCCAUUCUUCAUUGUUCGCUGUGGAUUCCUGGGAUCUAGCACUAUAUCUCUGGUGACUGUAAGCUGCAGGGAGCCCGAUGGUGCUGGAGGGACCAUGCUGGCUGUGUUGCAUCCAGAAUUGGGCACCCAUCAGUGGCACCCUGCUCGCCAGGCCCACUGGGAAACCAGAACCAGCAUCUCGCUCACCCUGGAAGGGUCUGAGAAAAGCCCCAGUCCCAACACCACCUUCUGCUGCGAGUUUACUUCCUUCCCUGAGGGCUCCCAGGAGGCCUGUGGAAACCUCCUCCUUGGCACAAACCAAGGGCUCCCUGCCCCUACUCCAGCUCCUAUUCUGCGGGCUGACCUUGCCGGGAUAUUGGGGAUCUCAGGGGUCCUCCUCUUAGGCUGUGUCUAUCUUCUCCACCUGCUGCAUCGGCAGAGGCACUGGUCUGUCACAAAGCUUCAGCCACCCCUCAGCAGCCCCCAGACACAGACAAGAGAAAGGGCAGCCAGCCAAGUCUCCCUGGCCUCUCUCCACAUCCCGUAUGCCACCAUCACCACCAACCACUUGUGCCCCACAGCUCUGGAUAUGGUCCUCCCACCCCAGGCGUUGUCCAGGUGUGAGCCGAUCCCCACCCACACAGAACGCCAGCCUGCCCCCUGGGCACCUCUGCCAGCCUCUGCUCGCAGCAGUUUCAUAUCUGUUGAGAAUGGACUCUAUGUUCAGGCAGGAGAGAGGCCUUCCCACAUCCGUUCCUACCUCAACCCUUUCCCUGACCCUCUGGGGCCCAGAACCAUGGAGGGACAUUUAGGAGUUCAAUGAGAGAAGCCCCAAAUCCACUCAACUCUCCUCCCCUCCCAGGCCUCUGGGCCCCCUUCCGUUGGUGUUUGCACAUCUUAUUAAGCCUCUAAUAAGUGUUUCCACACAUACCCAUCCAGGGCCCACUUGCGGCGGAUGUGGCCAGCGUGUGUGCUUGUGUGGGCACAUGUGUGUAUGAGAGAUGACGAAACCCACCCCAAGUUGUUUCCUGUUUUCAAGUUCCUAGCCCUCCCGGGUGAUGUCGAUAACGAAGUCAACAAAAAUGGUUUAUGUGACUGGGGCCUUGGCUGGACCUUUUCUUCUUCGGAAGUUUCAGAGUUUAGAGGCAGUUUCAACCUCUGGGAGGCAGGAGCCAGUUUAGAAUCACAGGGGGCAGGGCCGCAGUACAGGAUAUCUCUCCCUUGCCCCCACCCACCAGACAGGGGUUUCCUGGGGCUGGGGUGGCCAUGUCAGGCAGGGAACUCCUGGUCCUGCAGACCUUGCUGAGGGAUAACAGGUGAGAUUAACAGGAUUUGGGAUCUGAUGGCCCCAGGCAGGAGAGUCCAUAUUCAAAUCCCACCAUGUCCUAGGACAGCACAAGGGCUUCUGGGGCUUCAACCUGAGAAAAGACCCUGUGGUCUGACCUGGUGUCCCCACAGCAGGGCUCCCUGAGAUGGCCUGGGGGUGGAGUCCUGAUACCCCCAUCCAGAGCUGACACUCAGAGGCAGGGGACCCACCUCAUAUCUUCCCACAGUGGCUUCCUUUUGCUCCUCUCCUGCUACUAGAGCACCAGGACUACUCCCCACUGGCCACUGGCAGACAGGUCCACUCAACACAGAGACAACACACGCUCCCCUGCCCACUAAUCUCCCCAUCCAGGAGGUGGCUCUCCUUCUGUAAACAGGCCUAGCAGCCUGGGCAUCAUCAUACAUUUGCCACAUGGUGAGCGAGCUCUAUAAGCUGAGAGGCUCCACAGGAAAGUGGCAGAUUCCUGGGAGGUGGGAGAACAAUGUAGUCCUGGAGCUAGACUCAGCCUGCACCCCCAACCAGGGUGAACACUAGAAAGGGGCCACUUGGACUCUUUCUUGGUCCUGAAUGUGGGAAAUCCCAGGUAGUACUAGCUGCCAAGUCAGAAACCACCCUCUCUGCUUUUGCCUGGCUCAGGGAGGGCCUGCUAGGAGGCUAUGUCCAACCACAGAAUUUUCUAGCAACCCAGCUUACUAUUCCAGGCAUGCUUGGAAGAGGCCUUCCCAGAACCUAGGCCCAUCCAGCCAUGCUCCACAUUGCACUUGAGAGAGGGUGAACCAGACAAGGUGAGGGGGUGGUGAAGGGGUUAUUGGGCCUGCCUCCCUCAGCCAGUGAUCAUCCUCCUCCACUGAGAAGCCCUCAGCACUGGUCUAGCCAGCUCAGUGGUCCCUGCAGGGCUGGGGAUUUAAGGGAGAGGGGUAUGGGUGCUGCUGAGGAGGGUGAGGGAGAUGUUAGUAAGGGAGUGAGUAGCUCAGGGUCCAUAGCCUUGGGAUCAUGUGGGAGCAGUGACGGUGGUUUGCAGGGCAGUGGGGCUUGCAGGGUCUCAGGUGGGGCUUUAGGGGAUUUCUCUAGGAAGGGACUGUUCAUGGGACAAGGAGAGCUCUGAGGGAUCCCCGGCUCUCAGCCCAGCUCCCAGCCAGAUCACUUGCCUAUAAUGGAGUUUGGGGAGAGGUCUUAUGGCCUAAGCCUGUCUUCCACAAACAAGCUCAAGAGGCCACAGUGCAGCCUGAUCUCAGUGGUAUGUAGAACCAAAAACCUGGGGACCCAGGAAGUCUCCACAGCUGGCUUGCUCCCUGCCGUCUCUCAGCCUGCCAGAUGGGUGCAAUGCAAUGAAACUACAAGCACACACUGCUUGGAGUGAGGGGGAGCUUUGCAAGGGAGCAAAUGCUC